Messenger RNA from Tripterygium wilfordii, 1480 nucleotides. RefSeq names its product NAC transcription factor 47-like. Bases 125 to 1228 code for a protein of 367 amino acids. Lineage: Eukaryota; Viridiplantae; Streptophyta; Magnoliopsida; Celastrales; Celastraceae. The record is from RefSeq and is a predicted model, not a curated record. The transcript has 3 exons. Gene Ontology annotation, molecular function: DNA binding. Gene Ontology annotation, biological process: regulation of DNA-templated transcription.
CUCUUCUCUCAAAAAUUUCAAGCCCCCCUCUUCUCUCCUUCCCUCUCUCUUUUAGUAUUAGUUUUGACAAAAUCUUGGUUUGAAUUUCUUUUGGGUUUGUUUAGAAACGGUUGUUGUAGAAAACAUGAAGAAUCCUCAAUCAAGCUUACCACCAGGAUUUAGGUUCCACCCAACUGAUGAAGAGCUCAUUCUUCAUUAUCUUAGGAAGAAGGUUACAUCCACACCUUUCCUGGAUUCAAUCAUAGCCGAUGUCGAUAUCUACAAGUUUAAUCCUUGGGACUUACCAGCCAUGGCUGCCUUUGGUGAGAAAGAGUGGUAUUUUUUUAGUCCACGAGACCGGAAGUACCCGAAUGGUGCUAGGCCUAACAGGGCAGCUGCGUCCGGGUAUUGGAAGGCGACCGGCACAGACAAGAUUAUCAUGGCAUCAAAGAUGGUGGCCGGUGGUGUUGGAGGAAUGCAAGAAAACCUUGGUGUAAAGAAAGCUCUUGUGUUCUACAAGGGAAGGCCUCCAAAGGGUGUCAAAACUAAUUGGAUUAUGCAUGAAUAUAGGCUUGCAGAUGCCCUAAGCUAUAACCACAACAACAAACCAAUCAAGUCCAAAGAUUCUCCUAUGAGGUUGGACCAUUGGGUUCUCUGCAGAAUUUACAGGAAAUCCAAUGUUUCAACAUCAAUAGCAGCUGCAACAAGUGGUCAAGAAGAAGAAGAAGAAGAGCAGAAGCAAUUUGUCCAAGAUCCCCCUCUACCGGCCUUGAAAACCCCUGUUAGCCAUAACAGGCUUAAUCCCCAGAAAUCUAGUUCCUUCUCCAACUUAUUGGAUGCCCUGGACUACUCAUUUUUGACCAACUUUCUUUCAGACAAUCAGGGGAACCAAACUGGGUUUGAUUUUUCUACUGCAGCAUUCAACAUCACCACUGCAACACAAGACCAGGCCUUCUCCAGUACUGGUGGAAACAUCGGUAGCAGCAGCGGCAGUUACAUGAUUCCGAAGCUGCCUCCAUUGAACAAUUCAAGUGCCCCAAACAUGGAGAACAAACUUAAGAGACAAAAUUCAAUUACUGAUGACGAUAUACUGAACCACCCAUCAAAGAAACUCAUCAAUUCUUGCAGUUUCACAAGUAACUCCCCCACCCAACCUGAUCAUACGCCACAGCAGUACAAUUUUCUAAACCAUUCAUUCUUGAUCAAUCAGCAGUUGCUUCUCAGUCCUCACCUUCAAUUCCAAGGAUAGAUAGACUGUUCCAAAAGGAACAAAGAGCCCAAAAAUUGAUGGAAAAAAAAGAAGUUAGACAAGCCUUGUUUGUUAAGAUGUGCAUGGAUGGGUUGUAUGUGUGUGUUGAUUUAUGGUAUGAAAAAGCAGAUGCCAUUUGAAAGUCAAAAAGACGAUAGAAAACAAUGAAAUAAAAUAAAAUAGGGGGUUCUAUGUCUAAUGAUUCAAAGUUGUUAUUUUUAAUUAAAAGAUUGCUUAGUGUUUGAAUUGGGA